Messenger RNA from Acanthopagrus latus (yellowfin seabream), 1500 nucleotides. It is a transcript of the gene rbks, whose product is annotated as ribokinase. Gene Ontology annotation, molecular function: ribokinase activity. Gene Ontology annotation, biological process: D-ribose metabolic process. Bases 100 to 1038 code for a protein of 312 amino acids. The record is from RefSeq and is a predicted model, not a curated record. Lineage: Eukaryota; Metazoa; Chordata; Actinopteri; Spariformes; Sparidae. The transcript has 9 exons.
UAUAUUGUUAGGCGGCUGUCAACGUGCACUUUGGCCGUCACUUGUCUGUAGUAGGUGUUGAGUUCUCCACUCUGCAAGAACAAAUUUGAAAUUAAGAUCAUGACUGACGGGGCUUUUGAUGUGAUGGUGGUUGGCUCCUGUAUGACUGACUUGGUGAGCCAGGCACCAAGGCUACCCAAAGCUGGGGAAACCAUCCAUGGACACAAGUUCUUCAUUGGCUUUGGGGGGAAAGGGGCAAACCAGUGCAUACAGGCUGCACGACUGGGGGCCAAAACCGCUAUGGUCUGCAAGGUUGGUAAAGACUUCUUUGGAGACAAUUACAUCCAGAAUUUCAAGGACAAUGCUGUUCACAUAGACUUUGUCAGGCAGACCUCUGACGCCGCCACGGGAGCUGCCUCAAUCAUUGUCAACAGCGCAGGUGAGAAUGCCAUUGUGAUCGUGGCCGGUGCCAACAUGCUGCUGGGAAGUGCGGAGCUGGAGAGAGCUCUUCCAGCUAUCAGUCAUGCUAAAGUGCUGGUGUGCCAGCUGGAGAUCAGCCCUCAGACAUCAUUACAGGCACUACGCAUGGCUCAGGAAAACAAAGUAAAAACAAUAUUCAACCCAGCGCCAGCCAUUCCUGACUUGGAUACAGGCUUCUACAGAGCAUCGGAUGUGUUUUGCUGUAAUGAGACCGAGGCCGAGCUGCUGACUGGUUCCUCGGUAGCUAAUGUGGAGGAAGCACACAGGGCCGGUCAGGAGCUGCUGAAGCGAGGCUGUGGGUCAGUCAUCAUCACUCUGGGACCCCUAGGCUGUGUGGUGCUCGAGGCACCGGAGUCUAUCUCAAAACAUGUUCCAGCUCCUGUGGUGACAGCAGUGGACACCACAGGUGCCGGAGACAGCUUCAUUGGAGCACUGGCAUUUUACAUGGCUCAUUAUCCCACAAUGCCUCUGGAGGAGAUGGCCCGCAGAGCCAAUCAGGUGGCAGGAGUGAGUGUACAGGCUGAUGGUACACAGACAUCGUACCCCUUCAGGAAGCAGCUACCAGCUGAACUGUUCUGAGAGCAGAAGUCUUGCUAACCUGUGAAUAUAACUUAUAAAAUAAGCUGCUUUAAAAAAUUAACAAAAUGAUGAAACUCCUCAGGAUUGUUAAUGAUCCAACUGGUGUUACCUUAAUACAAAGCUAGCUUUAACUUGACUGUCAAUGUAAUGGUUAAAUUAAUAAGUUUAUCUUCACAUGGGCACUACCUACAAGUGACCAGCAUUCAUUUCUGUAAUUUUUUAUUGAUUUCUUCAAUAAUUGAUCUUAACACUGAGCUUGUACAGCACAUCAUUUAUUUAAUUUCCCCAAAUAGAUCAUGUUUCACAAAUGGUUUAGUUGCAGGUACUCAAUUUAAAUAGAAAGUGGCACUGAACCUUAAUCAUUGACCCUGGAUUUGGAUCUUUAAUAGCACCUUAACAUGUUAUUCCAUGACUUAAGAUCAAGACAGUUGUGUUGGACCAAUAAAAUACCUGCAAACACAA